Onthophagus taurus is the source of this 1688-nucleotide messenger RNA. Its product is annotated as zinc finger protein OZF. Gene Ontology annotation, biological process: regulation of transcription by RNA polymerase II. Gene Ontology annotation, molecular function: RNA polymerase II cis-regulatory region sequence-specific DNA binding; zinc ion binding; DNA-binding transcription factor activity, RNA polymerase II-specific. Gene Ontology annotation, cellular component: nucleus. NCBI's taxonomy places the organism in Eukaryota, Metazoa, Arthropoda, Insecta, Coleoptera, Scarabaeidae. The record is from RefSeq and is a predicted model, not a curated record.
UCCGUUUUAUGUUAUGGAUGUUUAUGCUGUAAAUGUUUGAUAAUUCCAAAAACAAUAAGAAAAAAUGAGUACUAAACAGAAAAAGCAAAAAGGGCGAUCUCGAAGGCGGGAAGUGAACUUAGAAAAAGUAUGUAGAUGUUGUUUAAGUGAUAAAGGAACCUUAAAAGAUGUUAUUGAUACAAAACUACCACCAAUGUUACAAUUUUGUACAUCAAUAGAUAUGCUCGGGGAUGACCAAUUACCAAAACAAAUUUGUAUAGAAUGUUUAAGAUUAAUAACAAAAUUUUACAUAUUUAAAAGGAAAGCAUUAAAAUGUAAUAUGUUUUUACAAAAUUUAGUCAAAAAACGUUCGAAAGAAAAGUAUUUUUCUGAUAUUUUGGAUGAAGCAGUUAGUGUGGCUGAUAUUUCAGUUCAAGAUCGCUUUGUGGGCUACGAAAAUGAGGAUGGUUCAGUUAUUACAAUUGAUUUAAAAAAGUUAAAAUCAAAAACCCUUGCUAAUGAUAACAUAGAAGAAAUUUAUACAACUAUAAGCUUAGUUGAACCACCACCAUUAAUCCCAUUGGGUAAUGCAAGCAAGGGAAAAACGAACGAAAUAAAAAUCACUUCUACCCGAAAAGAUGAAGAUAUAAAACCUCCACCCCCUUUAGUUCCAUUAAAAAAACUUAAUUUAAGUGAUAAACCAGUAGAAAAUCAAACAGUAACUAUUAAAACAGAAGAUGAUAUUGAAAGUAUAUGUUUAACUUGCAAACAAAGCUUUGAUUCCAACACAAAUUUAAUAGAACACGAAAAACAAUGUCACAAAAAACAUAAACUUCAAUGUAACAUUUGUGAAAAACAAUUUGCUGAUCGUAAAGCUCUUAUCAUACAUUUAAAAGCUCAUGUUCGGAUUAAAUCAGGGAAUAUGCUUAGUUGUCACUUUUGUGGUCAAAAAUACGCAAAUCAAAGUACUUUACAAUUACACAUUCGUAGACACACAGGUGAACGUCCUUUUAAAUGUGAAGUAUGCCAUAAAGGUUUCGUUCGAUAUGCUGGGUUAAAAGAACACAUGAGAACUCACUCGAAAAUGAAACCAUACGAAUGCGACGUUUGUAAAAAAUCGUUUACAUUUAAAUCAAAUCUAACGCGACAUCGUUUUUUACACUCCUCACGUUUGCCCUUUUCGUGUAAUUAUUGCGGGCGAACGUUUGGACAAAACGAUAAUUUACAAACGCAUAUUCGUUCAAAUCAUACAUUUGAACGUCCGUUUUUAUGCACCGAAUGUGGUACGGGGUUUGUAAGCGCGACGGGGUUAAAAAGGCACAUGUACGUUCAUACUGGUACUAAAAAGCAUUUUUGUCAAAAUUGUAAUAAAUCGUAUUCGAAUCUGGUCGAUUUAAAAGUGCACGAAAGGGUACAUAAUUCGGCCGUUGAAAUUCCAAAACCGUUCGCGUGUCAUAAAUGUAACAGGUCGUUCUUUUUACAGUGUAGGCUGCUUAAGCAUAUGAGGGUACAUGAGAAGCCGUUUAGUUGUGAUGAAUGUGAAAGAUCGUUUUUUAAACCGGAAAAUUUGCAGAAACAUAAAAUUCGUAAACAUGAAAUUGCUGUAAAUAGAGUUUUAAUGAAAUCUGGUGUUAACGUAGAAGUUAAUGAAAAUAAAUAAUGAUGAUGUGUAUAAAAAAUGUGAAAUAAUAUAAAAAUAUUUAAUGUUA